Messenger RNA from Adineta steineri, 2727 nucleotides. NCBI's taxonomy places the organism in Eukaryota, Metazoa, Rotifera, Eurotatoria, Adinetida, Adinetidae. The record is from the annotation of a GenBank genome assembly.
AUGAAUGAAAAUUCUUCAUCAAUUGAUUUAAAUACAUUAUGGGUUGAAUAUAAAAAUCCUAAUGGACGUAUUUAUUUUUAUAAUGCAAAAACUCGUCAAUCAACAUGGACAAAACCAGAAGGACAACGUGUUAUAUCACAAGAAGAACUUGAUCAAUUACUUGCUAAUCAAACAGAAACAUCAACAAAAAUUGUUUCACCAAAUGCAAAUGAACCCAUCGAUAAUCAAACUGAAAUAAUCGAAAAAACUGUUCAAUCACCAAAUGAAAAUCCAUCGUCAAAUUAUAAUCCAUAUUCAUAUCCACCACCGUCAUUAGGAAUGCCAUUUGGAGCAUUUCCACCACAUUUAAUGCCACAUAUGGCACAAAUGAUGCAGAAUGGUUUUCCAAGUUUUAGUUCAGUUCCACCACCUGCUCAUUUACUUCGUUUUAUGAUGCCACCUUUUCUAAAUGCUCAAGGAAUUGCUGCUGGAGGAAAAAGUUUAGAAACACUUGAAACAGAAUUACGAAAAUUACGAGUACAAUUAAAAGAACUUGAAGAAAAAAUGGAAAAAGCUAAUAAUGAAGUAACUACUUGGUCAGAAUUCAAAAAUCCUGAAGGACGACCAUAUUUUUAUAAUUCGAAAACAACAGAAUCUACAUGGGAUAAACCUAUUGUAUUCAGUGAUGUUAUUGAUAUACAAAAUCAACUUGAACAUAUAAAUAAAACAAUUCAUGAGUCAGAAAAAGAAGCAAAACGACUCGAAGCUGAACAAACUCUAUUAUCAGCAGCAACAGCAACAACAACAACAACAAAUUCUAGUGAUAAACAACAAACUGUUCCAGCACCUGCUUUUAUUAGUGGUUUUACAGUAGAAAAAAUGGAUAAUAAUGAUGUUCGACGUUUUGGUGAAACAUUAGAUCGUAAUCUAAAUGAUGAUAAAUCCAAAGGUAAAUCUAGACCAAGUUCAACUAAACCUAUACCUGGCACUCCAUGGUGUAUUGUAUGGACAAAUGAUCAACAGGUAUUUUUCUUUAAUCCGACAUCACGUACAUCACUUUGGGAUAGACCAGAAGAAUUAAAAGGUCGUUCGGAUGUUGAUGAGAUGAUUCGUGCAGCAAUGCCACAACAAGAAUCUACAGAUAAUAAUCGAACAAUAGCAACAAAACAAAAAUUAGAUUCAAUUUCCGAUGAUAUUGAACCUGACGCAAAAAAAAUCAAAUCAGAUUCAAUUCCUAUUAUCAAUAGUUUAAACAACAAUGAAAAUAUUGAUAAUGAAAUAAAAUUAAUUCAAAAUAUGAACGAACGCUCAAUUAAUAAUAAUAAUAUCAAUACAAAAGAAUCUCCUUAUGAUGCUGAAUCGAAAGCAGCUAAACAGAGAGAAUUAAUUCCAUAUGAAACACGUAUUAAACAAUUUCGUGAAAUGCUUGCUGAGAAACAAGUUAGUGCAUUUGCAACAUGGGAACAAGAAUUAAAUAAAAUUAAUUGUGAUGCACGUUAUUUAUUAUUGACAGCUAAAGAACGUAAACAAGAAUUUGAUCGUUACACACAUGAACGAGCUGAUGAAGAACGACGAGAAAAAGAAGCUAAAAUUAAAUUAAAAAAGAAAAAAUUUCAUGAUCUAAUAAAAGAAUCCAAUGUAUCAGUGAAAACAACCUAUAAUGAAUUUUCAUCAAGACACAGUAAGGACGAACGGUUUCGAGCAGUUGAAAAAAUACGUGAUCGUGAAGCAUGGUUUCAUGAAUAUGUGCAAGAAUUAAAAACACAAGAAAAAGAUGGAUCAAAUAAACAUACGAUCAAAGAAAAAUUGAAGAAAGAUUAUUUCUCGUUAUUAAAAGAAUUAAAAGUUGCCCAAGAUUCAUCUUGGUCUGAUAUAAAACGUUCCGGUGAACAUGAUCAACGUUAUAAAGCUAUUGAAUCAAGUUCGAGACGUGAAGAUUGGUUUCGUGAAUAUCAAACAAAACAUAUUGAUGGAAUAACAAAUUCAUCAAAUGAUGCAACAAAUGAAGAAGAUCUUGAACGACAACGUGAAAAAGAAAAACAAGAACGUAUUGAUGCUAGUAUAAAAAAACGUGCUGAAGAAGUUAAAGAACAAUUAUCUGGUUUUCAACGUGAAUUAGAUAAAGAACGUGAACAAUUAAAAAAAGAUAAAGCUAUUGAAAAUUUCAAAGCAUUAUUAACCGAUAUGGUACGAACAGCUGAUGCUGAAUGGAAAGAUACAAAAAAAGCUUUACGAAAAGAUCCACGAUGGAAUCAAGAUAUUGAUCGUGAUGAAAAAGAAAGUUUAUUUGAAGAACAUGUUAAUUUAUUAGAAAAAAAACGUAAAAUGGCAUUUCAUUCAUUAUUAAGUGAACAUUGUACAUUAUCAUCAACAUGGAAAGAAGUUAAAAAAAAUAUUAAAACGGAUGUACGUUUCGAAAAAAUCUUUUCAAAUGAUCAUAAACGUGAUUUAGAAAGAGAAUUUGAAUUAUAUAUGAAAUAUAAAUAUGAUACAGCAAAAAAAGAAUUUAAAGAAUUGUUAAAAGAAACAAAAAUUAUUACACAUAAAUCACUUAGAAUGAUAAGAGAAUCAGAAGAACAAAAUCAUUUACGUGAUAUUGAAAAAAUUCUACAAAAAGAUAAACGUUAUCUAUUAUUAGAUGUUAUACCAGAAGAACGUUCAAGAAUUUUAAUGAAUUAUAUUGAAGAUCUUCAAGAACAAGGUGAACCACCACCACCAACAGCUUCACUUGAUCGACGAAAACUUUGA